Molecule: messenger RNA, 517 nt
Organism: Gigantopelta aegis
Lineage: Eukaryota; Metazoa; Mollusca; Gastropoda; Neomphalida; Peltospiridae
Exons: 2
Coding region: 35-460 (141 amino acids)
Source: RefSeq, a predicted model, not a curated record
AACUUUCAUCAUCUUGUACAGAGUGGAAUCAAAGAUGUCUCCCAAAUUGACGAUUCUCUUUUUUGCCGCGUUCCUGUUCGUGGCUCGUGCAGUUCCGGUCUCCGAAGACGACGAUGAUAAUGUUGAUGACGUCUUAGAGGAAGCUGAACGCGCAGACGACAAUAAUGUCGACUUGAGUGAUUUGACCGAGGAGGACAUCCGUGAUAUCGUGCAGCAUGUCCAGGAAAAUCUCAGACGAGCAGUCGACGAAAUGAGCCUAGACGAGGUUGAGAUGGUCCACGACGAAAAGAGUCUCAAGAAGAGAUUUUUGAAGAACUGGAAACUUGGAGGAGGCUGGUCCGCCGGAACCAGUGGAGUAUCGUGGAUUAACGACAAAGGAAACAUGAAGUUUAACGUCAAACCUACAUUCAAAGGUCUUAAACCGGACGGGUUUAGGGCAGGCUUCACGUGGAGAUUCUAAACCUAUUAACUCGUUUACAGCUUUACCAACAUAAAUAAAUGUAUAAAAUUCAUAAUA